CGGGGCCGUGCCGGGCCGCUCUGAGCCGGUCCGGGUUGAGCAGUGCCGGCUGUUUGGCGCCGGCACCUGCAGCCAUGAGCUACGACAGCCGCCGGGACUGGGGCCGCGGCCGYGGCCGUGGCGGCGAUGGCGGCUCUAGCUCCGCCGCCUCCUCCUCGGCGGGCUGGUCCGGCGGGCGCGGACGGCACCCCAGCCACCUGAGGGGCCGCGAUAUCGGGCUGUGGUACGCGCGCAAGCAGGGCCAGAAGAGCCGAGACUCGGAGCGGCAGCAGAGAGCCGUUGUGCARAUGGAUGAGCGCAGGGAAGAGCAAAUCGUGCAGCUGCUGAAUUCUGUCCAGGCAAAAAACGACAAAGAGCAAGAAGCCCAGUCCUGGUGGUCUGGAGAUGAAGAAAGCCCURCUCCAGAAAAGCCUGCCAAAGUGAAACCGAAUGCUGAAAAAGCKUCUAUUAAACAGACAACAGCCUGGGAAAAAGCAUUCCUGACUAGGGAURUGGAAUAUCUGUCUGAAAAAAAUGAGAAGGAUGCUGGUUUAGAUGAGCAGCUUAAAGAAGACUUAAUGAAGAAAAGAUCUGAUCCCAAAUAUAUUGAAAUGCAGAGGUUCCGAGAGAAGCUCCCCUCAUAUGGGAUGAGAGAGGAACUCGUGAAGCUGAUCAACAGCAACUCCGUGGUGGUGAUCAGUGGYGAGACGGGCUGCGGGAAGACCACGCAGGUGACCCAGUUCAUCCUGGACGAUCACAUCGAGCGCGGCCUGGGCUCCACGUGCCGCAUCGUGUGCACCCAGCCCCGCAGGAUCAGCGCCAUCUCCGUGGCUGAGAGAGUGGCUGCUGAGAGGGCAGAGGUCUGUGGCAAUGGCAAGAGCACGGGGUACCAGAUCCGCCUKCAGAGUCGGUUGCCGAGGAAACAAGGUUCCAUUUUGUACUGUACCACGGGAAUUGUCCUGCAGUGGCUCCAGUCAGAUAAGUUCUUGUCCAGCAUCAGUCAUAUAGUUCUUGAUGAAAUCCAUGAAAGAAAUCUUCAGUCAGAUGUUUUAAUGAGAAUUGUUAAAAACCUUCUGGAUAUUCGACAUGAUCUGAAAGUCAUACUGAUGAGUGCUACUUUAAAUGCAGAGAAGUUUUCUGCGUACUUUGACCAUUGCCCRAUGAUUCACAUUCCUGGGUUCACUUUCCCAGUGGUGGAAUAUCUGCUGGAAGAUGUCAUUGAGAUGUUGAGCUACAGCCCGGAAAAGAUGGACCGUCAGAUGCACUGGAAAAAGCGCUUCAUGCAGGGCCAUGUGAGCAGGCCAGAGAAGGAGGAGAAGGAGGAGCUCUACAAGCAGCAGUGGCCAGGCUACCUAAGGCACCUGCAGGGCAGGUAUUCAGACAGUACAAUCAGUGCCCUGGAAAUGAUGGAUGAUGACAAGGUGGACCUGGACCUUAUAGCAGCACUGAUCAGACACAUUGUGCUGAAGGAGGAGGAUGGUGCAAUUCUUGUUUUUCUGCCAGGCUGGGACAAUAUCAGCACUUUGCAUGAGCUCUUGAUGUCACAAACCAUGUUUAAGUCAGAUAGGUUUCUUAUCAUACCUCUGCAUUCAUUGAUGCCUACUGUUAACCAGACUCAGGUGUUCAAGAAGACCCCGCCAGGAGUAAGGAAAAUCGUGAUUGCAACCAACAUUGCAGAGACCAGCAUCACAAUUGAUGACGUCGUGUUYGUCAUAGAUGGGGGGAAAAUAAAGGAGACUCACUUUGACACCCAGAACAACAUCAGCACCAUGACAGCAGAGUGGGUCAGCAAAGCCAAUGCCAAGCAGAGGAAGGGUCGAGCAGGAAGAGUACAGCCAGGCCACUGUUACCAUCUGUACAAUGGGCUGCGUGCCAGCCUUCUGGAUGAUUACCAGUUACCAGAGAUCCUGAGGACACCUUUGGAAGAACUCUGCUUACAAAUCAAGAUCCUGAAGCUUGGUGAAAUUGCCUAUUUUCUGAGCAAACUGAUGGACCCCCCAGCUCAUGAUGCUGUGAUGUUGGCCAUAAAUCACCUCAUGGAGCUGAAUGCUCUGGACAGGCAGGAGGAGCUCACCCCGCUGGGGAUCCACCUGGCUCGGCUGCCCGUGGAGCCACACAUUGGGAAGAUGAUCCUGUUUGGAGCCCUCUUCUGCUGCCUGGACCCUGUGCUGACCAUUGCAGCCAGCCUCGGCUUCAAGGACCCUUUUGUCAUCCCUCUGGGCAAAGAGAAAAUUGCAGAUGCAAGAAGAAAGGUGCUGUCAAAGAACUCAAAAAGUGACCAUCUGACUGUGCUGAAUGCUUUCACUGGCUGGGAAGAGGCACGGCGUUGUGGUUUUAGGAAUGAGAAGGACUAUUGCUGGGAACAUUUCCUGUCCUCACAUACCAUGCAGAUGCUGCAUAACAUGAAAGGGCAGUUUGCUGAGCAUCUCCUUGCAGCUGGAUUUGUGAGUAGCAAGGACCCCAAGGAUCCCAAAUCUAACACCAACUCAGGUAAUGAGAAGUUGCUCAAAGCAGUCAUCUGUGCUGGCCUCUAUCCCAAAGUGGCAAAGAUCCGACCCAGCUUCAGCAAAAGGAAAAAAAUGCUKAAAGUUUACACCAAGCCAGAUGGAUUAGUUAAUAUCCAUCCCAAAUCGGUUAACGCGGUGGAAACAGAGUUCCAUUAUGACUGGCUCGUGUACCAUUUGAAGAUGAGGACCAGCAGUAUUUACCUGUAUGAUUGUACAGAGGUGUCUCCAUACUGCCUUUUGUUCUUUGGAGGGGAUAUAUCCAUUCAGAAGGAUAAGGACCAGGAAACCAUCGCUGUGGAYGACUGGAUUGUUUUCCAAUCUCCAGCAAGAAUUGCACACUUGGUCAAGGAUUUGAGAAAAGARCUUGAUGAUCUUCUACAAGAAAAAAUAGAAAACCCCCAUCCCGUGGACUGGAAUGAUACCAAAUCCAGGGAUACAGCAAUGCUGACAGCUAUUAUAGACUUGAUCACCACGCAGGAGAACGAGGAAAUCAAAAACUUCGCGCCGCGCUUCCAGGGUGAGCGCCACAGCUGACAUGCUUCGCUGAGCCACACUGCCAGCCCAGCCACCUUCUUUUUUACAGCAUUUCUUUAGCUAGAGGAACAACUUUUGUAGGGUAAACUGGUAUUUUCCUCAUCCCGAGGAGCACUUAUUUGGAGCUAGUUGGCAGUAUGUGUACAUGCAUGUGUUCUGUGCUCAGUAGCUUUGGGAGGGAGAGAAAGGCAGUGUUGGAUGGUGUAUGGUUCUUGUCCUGUUGUAGCUAUUUUCUUUGGUUUUUUUAUCCAUCAGGUAACAGAAACUUAAAAGAACUGUUAAAAUACUGCUUAGUAAUACCUAAACUGUUUUUUUUUAGUGGGGUGUGGUAAGUAAUUACAUUGCUGUGUUAUUCCAGCUGUGCAGCACUCUGCUCACCAACACUUCCACAGAAGGUAAUUUACAGCUUAAUUAAGCUAAACCUGAAAACACUUGUUGAAUUUGUACUAUGGCAGGAAACAAUCUUCAGAAAUAUUCUCCUCUUCUGCAUUUCAUGCCAUUCAAUUAACCUUCCUUUUYUUUCUGUCCCCAUCCAUCAUCAUUACUGACUGAAAUUGCAGAUUAGGGCAAGCGUGGCAAGAUAAAAGUCAUGUUGGGUUAUGUGUUAAGGUUUAAUUGCAUUUGAAUUUAUUUUUUUUUAAGAAGUUCAUGUUUGGGUUAUAGUAUUCCAUUAAAAAUCUUUUUUAAGUCUUAUUUCAACUGUUCUCAAUGUUUUGAAUGUCAUUCUGUUUUGAAUGAUUUCCAGUUAUGGAAGAAUGUUUGAAUAAAAACGUUUGUUAAGCAUUUUGAGGUUUAUGCUCGAGCAAGAAAAGCUCUUGUGUCUCCUUUUAUUUGCCUAGAACUAGAAMUUUUCUCUC
Malurus melanocephalus (red-backed fairy wren) is the source of this 3877-nucleotide messenger RNA. RefSeq names its product DEAH-box helicase 36 (gene DHX36). The transcript is spliced from 25 exons. NCBI's taxonomy places the organism in Eukaryota, Metazoa, Chordata, Aves, Passeriformes, Maluridae. The coding region runs from base 75 to 3020 and encodes 981 amino acids. The record is from RefSeq and is a predicted model, not a curated record. Gene Ontology annotation, molecular function: DNA helicase activity; G-quadruplex RNA binding; ATP binding. Gene Ontology annotation, cellular component: cytoplasm; intracellular anatomical structure; nucleus.